This is a messenger RNA of Plasmodium cynomolgi strain B, 697 nucleotides long. Its product is annotated as Plasmodium falciparum CPW-WPC domain containing protein. The transcript has 9 exons. Lineage: Eukaryota; Apicomplexa; Aconoidasida; Haemosporida; Plasmodiidae. The coding region runs from base 83 to 640 and encodes 185 amino acids. The record is from RefSeq and is a predicted model, not a curated record.
GACUCAUUUCACCCCAAUCCACCUGGUUUUACCCCAUUUGUCUUUCCAAACUAAUAGCCAAUUUUUCAAAUUUUUUAGCAAAAUGAGGCAGCCUUGUUUGCUCUUUUUACCCUUGUUUGUCUUUUCAUUUUUUAAUUUUUCGGAUUGCAUGCUGCCGUGGACGAAGAAAAGAAAGGCGGUGAACCAAAUGGGCAUUAUAAAAGAUAUGUCGCAGGAGCUUAGGACUAAGGCCGAGCAGCUUCCAACCCCCGAAGACAUAUCAGCCAAAAUUCACAGAGUAGAUAAAGAGGUCAUCGAUAAGUUAAACAAAGACAUCAUAGAGGAAGAAAACUUAGACAAGCACAAACCGCAUGUCUGUCAGGAACCAGCAUACGAAAGGGACUAUUCGUACUUAUGUCCCGAAGACUGGGUAAAGAACUCCAACAAUCAGUGCUGGGGCAUAGACUACGAUGGUCACUGUGAAUCGCUAAAAUAUUUCCAAGAUUAUUCUGCAGAGGAGAAAAAAGAAUUUGAGGUGAACUGCUGCGUCUUGUGGCCCAAGUUAAAAAAUGAAGGCAUGAAAAGAGCGCACAAGAAGGACCUCCUAAGGGGAUCGAUAAAUUCAAACAAUGGGUUAAUAAUAAAACCGAAAUAUUUGUAAAGCGGGAGGAACGACACACAUGCAGAGGCAGCUCCAACGCGCGUAAGUUCGCGAGAG